This is a messenger RNA of Paraphaeosphaeria sporulosa, 615 nucleotides long. RefSeq lists its product as uncharacterized. The transcript is spliced from 4 exons. NCBI's taxonomy places the organism in Eukaryota, Fungi, Ascomycota, Dothideomycetes, Pleosporales, Didymosphaeriaceae. The coding region runs from base 1 to 615 and encodes 204 amino acids. Gene Ontology annotation, molecular function: protein binding. The record is from RefSeq and is a predicted model, not a curated record.
AUGGCCGCUGAAAAUUUCAUCCACGAUCUUUCAGGAUAUCUAUUCGCUGGUAAUUUGUCGGAUCUCACCUUGACCUUUGGCGAGACGAGCUGGCAGGUCCACAGAGCACUCGCAUGCUGUCAUUCUAUAUGGUUUCAGAAAGCCGUCAAUAUCGGCUUCAAAGCAAGUGUGAUCACGCUACACGAUGAUCCUGAAUUUGCUGAUGCCAUCGACUGCAUGGUGUCGUACUUCUACAAGGCCGGCUACGACGUCUCUCAAUACGACACAUCCGAAUCCCUCCUUCAUGCACAAGUCGCUACUAUCGCCGACAAGUACGAUUGCGCAUCGCUCUACAAGCUUGCAAGAACUUCGUUCACGGAUACUGUAAAUGCUGUUGAGAGCAAUGACUGGUUCGCCGUGGCAGCCUUAAUCUACGACCACACGACACCAGACUUGUCAGCUCACAAGGAAUUGCGAGGUCUAGUCGUUGCUGCCGUUGCAGAUCGCCCUGAUGUGUUGAAGGAGAUCCUUCAAUUAGAAAGCACAGCAGGAUUCCUCCGUUCAAACGCGGAUCUGGCGACCGAUCUUCUCCUCAGCAGAAAACGGGAACUAGAAGAUGAACACAAAGAGGCCUAA